Molecule: messenger RNA, 381 nt
Organism: Aspergillus welwitschiae
Lineage: Eukaryota; Fungi; Ascomycota; Eurotiomycetes; Eurotiales; Aspergillaceae
Exons: 1
Coding region: 33-221 (62 amino acids)
Source: RefSeq, a predicted model, not a curated record
GACAACAACAACAACAACAACAACACAUCAACAUGAUGCAUUAUACUUUAAAAUUCCCACCCCUCUCCCAUUUCCCCCCAAAUUUAUUUUCCCCCGGUGUAACUCAAAAUCUAGGUCUCGGGAAUGGAGGAGGGAUCCAUGAAACCUACCUUAGUUUCAACCCUCCCGGUUUCCUGUAUCCCCAUCCACUUAGACAGGGCGAUUCCAGCCAUCGUCUUUGACCACAGAUCUAAGUGUUACCGGCAUUCCAAGUUUUUCUCCCUCCUCCAUUUCCACCGUCCGGUCAUCUCCGUCGUCCAGAUACAGUGUAAUAGAAAACAAUGUAAAGGCAGAAACUUUUUUAGUAGGGACGGGGAUCAACGAGGGGCAGCGGGACCGGGG